Messenger RNA from Suillus bovinus, 708 nucleotides. RefSeq lists its product as uncharacterized. The coding region runs from base 1 to 708 and encodes 235 amino acids. The transcript has 3 exons. The record is from RefSeq and is a predicted model, not a curated record. NCBI's taxonomy places the organism in Eukaryota, Fungi, Basidiomycota, Agaricomycetes, Boletales, Suillaceae.
AUGGUGUACUCACCUGCCAAAGCAUAUGCAGACUGUGCGGGGCAACAUAGAGUCAUCGACAAGAUGUGGACAGCAGACUGGUGGGGCAAGAAACAGGUAAGACUAUUUGAGAGGGAGCGACAAAGGGAUAAGUCAGCAUGGCCAGUGUACAUAUCCAUUGGAAACAUCACUAAAGCAAAAAGGUGCCAAGUAUCAGCACACGCAAUUGUCCUCAUUGGUUACUUACCAGCUAGCAAACUUGACUGUUUCACCCCUGAUGCAUGCUCCUUGGCUGGAUACCACCUCUUCCACCAUUGCAUGGCUCUACUGCUCCAACCUCUCAUUGGUGCUGGAAACGACGGUGUCAAAAUGGUGUGUGUGGACUCAUGGGUUCGUCGUGUCUACCCAAUUCUUGCAGCAUAUGUUGCCAAUUUUCCAAAGCAGUGUUUGGUCAGUUGUUGCAAGCCUUUCUGGGCUGAUCUGCCUCACGUGGACAUUUUUCUAGUGUUCACACCCGACCUUCUGCAUCAACUUCACAAAGGUGUGUUCAAAGACCACCUUGACGAAAUGGAUGCACGUUUCAAGGCGAUCCCGAAUUAUCCUGGCCUUCGACACUUCAAGAAAGGGAUAUCGAGUGUGAAGCAGUGGACAGGACACGAACAUAAAGAGAUGCAGCGAGUGAGCCCCUUCAGUGAAUUCACCCUGUCUCAGACGGACAGCCGAGUGUGA